This is a messenger RNA of Leptidea sinapis, 1364 nucleotides long. RefSeq lists its product as uncharacterized. The transcript has 4 exons. The record is from RefSeq and is a predicted model, not a curated record. The coding region runs from base 71 to 541 and encodes 156 amino acids. Lineage: Eukaryota; Metazoa; Arthropoda; Insecta; Lepidoptera; Pieridae.
AGUAGUGUUCUUGCGAAACACACGUCAAUUAUACAAUAAAAAAAAAACAUAUCCUGUUAAAUAGUUUAAAAUGUUGAGACUUAAAAAUACGCUCAUUUAUUUCCUUCUUCUGACUAUUGCAGUGAACGGAAAACACAAGAAAACUAAGCCAAAGAAGUUUGUGUCCCCAACAACCAAGGGGAUUCAGUGCUACAACUGCUUGUCUUUCGACCAUCCCGGUUGCUGGGAUCCUGAUCAUCCGGAUUUCGCAAAUAUUACCGUGGCGAAUAUUGAUUGUUAUAUUCCCGGCAUGGAAUUCCUGUGCAUCGUAAUAACUUCGGAGUCAGCUAAACUUGUUGAAACCGGUCAAGAGAUCGGCCCGGUGCGUGCACGAACUUGCGUUCCAGCAAAGGACUUUACGAAGAAAACAGUAUCAUAUUCCAUGUGCAGCAAGCUGAGUAAAGAACUAUCAGCCUCGGAAAUAUUUUCACGUAUAGCCGUUAGUAGGCCACAGUGUUCACUAUGCAAAAAACAUCUUUGCACCGACUCAACUCAUUGCUAAUAUUUGCAAUGUUUAAAUGUAUGCAAUUUUGCUUAUUCGGCACAUAACAAUUUUUAAUAAUGUUGAAGUAAUUUUUAAACGUAAUUUAUGAGAAUGCAAUAUGUGUCUAGUUUUGUCAGAUAAAUGUUACAAAAACCCCAAAUAUACCUUUUCUGAAAUUUUAUAAUCUCUGACCUCUACUAUAUACCACUGGCAGCUGUCAAAGUGCUUUUGUGCCUGUUUGAUAUUCGCCAUUUUGGGGCUGAUGGCCAUGUAGCGAGAGUCUACGGUACUAAAAGUAGUAAUGACAACCUCAGCUAAACAAACAUCGAUAGGAAAACUAUUUACAAAAAAUUGUGUACUUUAUUACGUUGAUUCCUGAAGUAUAUAUAAAUAAUACGGAAAACUACCGAAAUUAAUUCAAAAUACAAAAAUACUUCAGAGCUACGCUUCAAAUAGGCACAAAAAAAUUUGCAAUCAAACAUAUGCAACAGCCUGUCCAGUGCUAUUUAUAAUAAAAAUGUAUAUACUGUUAACUUAAUGUUAGUUAUUUUACUAUAGUUUUAUAAGAUCCUUGGUGUUUCUGAUAAUCACAUAAAUGUUUGUACUUUUCAAUGUAAAUGGCUUGGAGAAGUUAUCGCAUUGUUUAGCUUACCUGGGCACCACAUAAGCGCUUACAUCACAGCUUUGUUUUAUAAACAAUCCGGUUAAUAUUCACAUGAAAUUAAAGUCGAUCUUAUUGUUUUGAAAUAAGAUACCCGUGAGUUUACAGCCAAUUACAAAAUAAAGCUUGUUUUUAUAUCAUUGUCAUUGUUAUAUUAUGAUGUUAAUAAAUAGGUUUGCU